This is a messenger RNA of Paraglomus occultum, 4982 nucleotides long. NCBI's taxonomy places the organism in Eukaryota, Fungi, Glomeromycota, Glomeromycetes, Paraglomerales, Paraglomeraceae. The record is from the annotation of a GenBank genome assembly.
AGGAAAAAGAAAAAUCAAGACGUAGUUUCUUAGACGUAUUUAACAGAGCGCGCCAUCCUAGAAAUGACACACUGGGUAGGGAAGUCGAUCCAACUGUCUCCUUGCUCGAACUACCAGAUUGUCAGACUAUAAUCAAUGAACUUCAGAAAGCACCAAACCCGAAUGCUCGUGCUAAAAUAGUGCAGGAGCUGUGCGCUUCGGUUACCAAAUACACGUUUGAUGACAUGACUGACCUAUGGCCAUCUGUUAGGGAUCUGUUGGGUGCGGACAUGCCGACUGAAGCGAGACACUCGGUCUUUCAGCUUAUGAUAUCUUACAUACAGGAACAAUCUAACGAUUCAAGCGUUCUUCGCGCAAUGUUUUAUGAUUCAAUUAAAAACCAUAAUAUACGCGAGGACUUUAGAAUUAGAAUAGCUGCUUUACGUGAAUUAUGCAAUAAUGGGAGAAAUAUAUCCCCUUUUGAAAAAAAUGUAGGUAAACUGCUUGCUGAAUGGCUCAUCGAUUGUAUUAAUCGAACGAACAGUGGAUCAACUGCAACAACUUUGGAUGGAUCCGAGUUACAAGAUAUACUUUCAUUGUUGAUCAAUGUAGUCAAAUUCAGCUUUGCUCAAUUUGAAGAAACGGAUAUCGUGAAGCUAAUUGAGGAUGUAGCUGAAGUACCGAAACAUUCAAUGAACAUCUCCGAUGUAUCAUCUUGCCUUGGCUUCUGGGAUGUGGUGGUGUGUUUCGGCUAUGUACCUGAAACGUCGGUUAAGUUAUAUGUAGAAGUUCUCUGUGAAUUAAUUAAUAUCGAACAGCUAUCACAAACAACUUGGCAUGUUAUGGAUAAUUUAUUGAAAGGACAUUGUGCAUAUUCGGCCAUUAGAGUAUUAUGUAACAAUUUGGAGAAUGCAAUGGAAAUAGAUUCCAUACGAAUGCUACGUGGAUGUGUGAAACUGUUGGGCAUGGCAAUUUCAAGAGCAAGUAAUGAAGGUAUUGUGAACUCAAUGAGCUCAGCCGCACUCUAUUCGAUGCGCAAGGCUGUUAGCCGUAGAGACAUUGGAUUACAUCACGAGAUACUAAAACAGAUAGUCAACAUUCUUUCGAGACCUGACAGAAAUAUCACUUGUCUCGAAUGGGAAGUUGUCAUGGACAUUAUGGAAACAACUCGAUACCACGUGGUUGACAGAGGGGCAACUACUGAAACAUCGACAAAUGAUACUGAGGUUGAAGCCAUAAUUGUAACGUACAGUCAAUUAAUAUUCCAGAUACAGUCACUUUAUGCUUCCUCAUCAUUCAACGGGCCGACUGCUCGUUUUAUGUCUCUCAUUCAAGACCUUCAUAGUCGUGUAUCAGAGUCUUCCAUAAUAAUGUUAUUGAAGUAUUAUGCGGAUGAGUAUUCCUUUUAUCCAUCAUCACCAGACUGGUUAAUAUUAUUGGUAGAUGUGAUUAAAAUUUUCUUUAUAAAUCAUUCUUCAUCAGCAGUACGCCAACGAGUUCUUGCUAUGACCAUUGAUGUAUAUGAAGCAACCAAAGAUUUUUAUUAUGAAACAGUAAUCGAGGGGGCUAUAUUGCCAUUGUUAAGAGAGUUGCCCAAGGAGAAUGACAUGACAGUGUUCGAAAGUGCCAUGGAUUUUCUAAUCGAGGUUAUCAAGGAAUCAAAUGAUCAAUGGUUUUCUUCCUUUCUCAAAAUACUUGUUCAGUGCACAGAGUGCUCGUGCCCUCAAAACUUACGUCAGCGCUAUACUCAUACAGACACUUGUAAAGCAUUUAUAUCGACUAUUGGUCUAAUUAAUGUCUUUCAGCACACAUUGUAUAAAGACAACACAACCCUGCAAGUUCUAGAAAUAUUCUCAGAGAUGUUAAAGAUUUUGGACAAUUCAUCCGCCUCUGUCAAUUCUCGUCUUGCUCUGUUACAGUGCUUACUCAGAUUGCGCGUUAAUAGAGAUCACCGAAUCUAUAUACUUGAGAAUCUAGGAAGUGUAAGCGGGGCUACAGUAUUACAUAGAGACAACACAGUGACAGCAGUUUUUGAUAAGAUUUCAGCAGCAGCAAAUGACAGACUGACAACUUUAACCACUAUUGAAAAUAAAUCAAUUGAUAGCAACUUGCACAGGAAGACUAGUUGGAGACAAAGAAUUACAUUACAUAGAAGAGUCUACAAAGAAACCAAACAAUCUUUGGAGAAUAAUGAGACUAGUAAGCCAACGGACGAUUCUGCUGACACGACUGAACAACGUUUAUGGAACGAACCCGAAUUAUUACCAUUUACAGUCACAGCUAAUCAUCCAAGUCCAUAUGUUGUAUCGCAUGAUAGUAUAUCAACGGCAAACGAAACUGCAGAUAACACGGGAUCAGGUGCAACUACUUGUAACAAAAUAGUUAUGCCAAUUGAGAAGUAUUUGGAGAUUUUAAUUAAAAUAUUGGAAAACGAGAAAGAUUGGGAAUUAUACUCAUACGUGCUAUGUCAUCUGUCACUACAACUGAGCACGAAACAUCUCUUUUACAAUGCGGACAUUCAAAUAAAAGAUCUCCGAGAGCUUUUAUGUGUAUCUAUUACCAACAAUCGUUUAUACGAUCCUCCACCCGGCGUCGAAAAGGCGAACAUAUAUGUAGUCGCUUACCAAAUACUUACAACGUUAAUUGGCUAUUGUAGUAUAUUCAAUCGAAAUCAAAAUGAUGGGCUGGUAUUAGCAUUUAAAGCGGGUCUUCGAAAAGGGUCUGCGUCUGCAAAGCCGUGCAUACACGCGUUGAAUAUUUGUUGCUUUGAACUCGCAUCAUCCAUGACUCGGUUCUUGCCUGAAACACUCAAUACCUUGACACAGAUAAUCACGACAACGACAAUGAGUGUACAUAUUCUCGAAUUCCUGUGCGGGCUGGCGAGGUUGCCUCAAUUAUAUGUCAAUUUCAUUGAAAACGAUUUCAAAAGAGUGUUUGGGAUUGCUAUUCAAUAUAUUCAGCACAACAAAACCGGAAACGACACUCAACAAGUAGCGAACCCUUUAGCACAGUACGAAAGAAUUAUGGCCUAUCAAGUGAUUUAUGCUUGGUUUACAGCACUUCGACUAUCCGAGCGUCGAAAAUACGUGUCAUUCAUCGUAAGCGGUUUACUAACAGCUGAUGAGAAAAAAUCAAAACUAGUCGAUAAAAAAACGGACGAUAAACAUCACGAAAUAGAUGAGCAGACAGAGACGUGCUUUGACAUGCUUGCAAGAUAUACGUUUGCGAAUUGCGACCCGAAACGCGAGAAAUCUUUUAUUAAUGAUUUACUGAAAAACUGUGAUAAAGACAAGAUUACUUCUAAAACUUGGUUACAAGGACACGCGUUUGUCACCAUGCGAACAUUUAAGACACUGGGUUGUGCAGAGAUUAUUAUACGCAGACCGUCCGGGACCGUUGCUUUCCUGACUAAAUUAGAUAACAAAAGUAAGUUUGAUGAUGUUAGUUUCGUCUCCUUACCAGAAACCUUCAUGGCAGAUCAUGGUCAUGAUGGUCAGGAGACAAGAACAGGGCUUGACAUUGGUUCAGGAUUGGGUAUUCAUUCUGUGACAGAAGAAAGGUUAAUCGUUGAUUCUGAAGGAAGGUCUACGAGUACUGGUAUAGUUGAUACUGUAGAAAGAUCGCCCGCUACAUCUAGUACUAAUACUACGACCACCACUCCCACCACCACCACUACCAUCAGUAGCACCACUACCAUCACUAGCACCACUAGUAGCGCCACUACUAUCACUAACACUGUUACUUCUGCCGAAGAUAGUGAUGUACAACAAAACACUGUACAAAUCGAAAACAGAACUACUUCAACAGAACAAUCUCCGGCCAUAACGACCGCAAGCGUCGAAUCUGUCACACCGGAUAAUCAAUUCUCACCCCGCAUCACUCAACACAUACGCACACAAAGCGACGGUAGCCCACUCAUGACGGGUGAAAGUAACAGUCCCAGUCGUAGAGGUAUCCAUGCACCCAGGACUUCCGCAGACAGACGCGCACAUCGCAAAGAUGAUUCUAAUAUCGAUCCUAGCUUUCUUUUCCUCCAACUAUCACCAUAUCCUGAUCUUUCUCCGGGUACGGGUCUAUGGCUGUUGCCAGAUGAUAAGCCCACAGAGCGCGCUUUGAAUGUAUUGGAUCGUACGCCAGUCGUUGAUUUCCAUAAAGUCAGCGUUGUUUAUGUUGGUAAAGGUCAAACAACUGAGGCUGAAAUAUUAGCCAAUAUGCGUGGUUCUCAAAAUUAUAUCAAAUUUUUGAACAACCUUGGUAAUCUGGUCCGACUUAAGAACAGCAAAGAUGUCUAUGUUGGAGGCUUAGACACUAGGAACGACUCUGAUGGAGAAUACGCAUACUAUUGGAAAGACGAUAUAAUACAGCUGAUAUUCCAUUGUGCGACGUUGAUGCCGACUAACCUCGAAAAUGAUCCACAAUGCUCAUCAAAAAAACGUCACAUAGGCAACAACUAUGUUACCAUAGUUUAUAAUGAUUCUGAUUUGGACUAUGCUUUCAACACAAUUGCUAGCCAAGUCAAUUCAAUCAACAUUAUAAUCUCUCCUCACUCUGAAAGUCCAAUCAGACCCGGCACAUCACCCAAACCUUCCACGGAGCGAGACAAACGAACCUCUAACGAGGCUCCCAAGGACAUAAAUUUUCAAACUACAUUCUUCAAAGUGCACAUGCAACGACGUCAUGAUAUGCCGGAAAUAGGUCCCAUAUCGGAAUUCAAGAUGAUAUCUGGUAGCUCAUUACCAGCCUUUGUACGUCAGAUAGCAAUGCAUGCUAAUAUAUAUGCUCAUAUUUUCCGUGAAACUUCUCGUGGAAUUGAAUAUAUGUCUCAUUGGAGGGAUAGGCUGAGGCAGAUUAAGAACUUCAAACAACGGUUGAUGACGGCAGGAAGCGAUCCUGUGAUAGGUACACCUGGUAAAGGCAGCGCUGUCAAUACAAGGGGUGAUGAUCAUAUGAGUGAGCGGGUUGUUGGGCUGGAGCCGGUUAUUAAUUUUACGCGGUAUACAUAA